AUGCCGAAGCCUAACCUGGAGAUCUACUUCCUGAGCAGGGAAGAUGCGGCCCGAGGAGAUCAAAUGGCAAAGAGGCAGGCAGGGGCGGAAAGAUCUCCCCUCUCGGGCGGCGUCUUGGCGCUGCUCCGCUGCAGGGUGCCGGCCGCCUUGGCAACGCGGGAGCGGCCGCGGCCGCCCGGGAAAGCCGCGGAAGCGACCCAAAGCCGCCGCCCGCCCGCCAAGCAAGCCCGCUGCCCGGCGGAUGGCGGGGGGGGGGGGCAGGGGCAGCUCCCCCGAGGGAUUUGCCGGCGUUUGCUAUGGCUGCGGCUGGGCGCCGAGACGCGGGCGCAGCUCCAUCCGCCGCCGCCGCCCGCCGCCUCCCCCAGCCCAGGCCAGCGCGGCGCGCCCCGCUCGCAGGCGGCCGGCCCGGGCGGAGGGGCCCCCGGCGCUCCUCCGCCGCCGCCGCCGCCGCCGCGCCACAGCCGAGGAGGGGGGCGGCCGGGCCGGCGCCGCUCAGCUGAAGCCUUCCCGGACCCGGGACCUGGGCCGGAGCGUCCCGCUCCUGCCCCACCGCUGGCGGCGGCCGCGCUGCCCGAGGCGGCGCCGAUCCGGAAGGCGCGCAGCCCCCCACCCCACCCCACCCCCAUGACGGAGCGUGCCCGCUCUGGGUCUCGUAGGUCUGCGGGGGCUCCGAGUUCGUGCCUCGCUCGCUCGCCGCCCUCGCAGCCUUCCCGUUGCCACUCGCCGGGGAGGAUGGGGGCGACGGGGGACCCGGGCCCGCCGCGCCGCUGCUGCACGGCCCGCGCCGUCCGCGCCCUCGGAGGGACCUUCACCCUCCAGCCCCCGCAGAGAAGCGGAGCCGCUCAGCAGCCGGGCCGUUCCUCGGCCUCAGUUCCUCCCCUGGGAAAUGGGCGCCUGUGGCUGCGGCCUCGCCGCGGAGGGGGGGCCUGA
Molecule: messenger RNA, 930 nt
Organism: Candoia aspera
Lineage: Eukaryota; Metazoa; Chordata; Lepidosauria; Squamata; Candoiidae
Product: basic salivary proline-rich protein 3-like
Exons: 4
Coding region: 1-930 (309 amino acids)
Source: RefSeq, a predicted model, not a curated record